CUUGAGGAUGGCUUUUGCGCAUGCGUACCUAAUGUAACAAGAUGGCGGAAAAUGCGGAACUGAAGCAAAUGGUAAUGAGCCUUCGAGUUUCGGAGCUUCAAGUGUUGUUGGGGUAUGCAGGACGGAAUAAGCACGGGCGCAAACACGAACUUUUGACCAAAGCUCUUCACUUACUCAAGGCUGGUUGCAGUCCUGCUGUGCAGAUGAAGAUCAAAGAGCUCUACAGACGACGCUUCCCAACCAAAAUGGUUUCACCAGUAGACCUGGCUCUGCCCGGUGUUCAUUCUGCCUCCAGCCUGCCCGCCGGCCUCGCUCAGCUGGGAUUUGACAGCCACAGUUCCCCAUCGCCUCUGCUGCCUGUUUCUUUACUUGGGCCCAAGCAUGAGCUGAGUCUGCCUCACCUCCCCUCCGCCCUGCAUCCUGUACACCCUGAUGUCAAGCUCCAGAGAUUGCCAUUCUAUGACGUUCUGGAUGAGCUCAUUAAGCCAACUAGCCUGGCCUCAGACAACAGUCAGCGGUUCCAGGAAGCAUGUUAUGCCUUUGCAUUAACACCACAGCAAGUUCAACAGAUCAGCAGCUCCAUGGACAUAUCUGGGACCAAAUGUGACUUUGCUGUUCAAGUUCAGUUAAGAUUUUGUUUAUCAGAGACAAGCUGUCCCCAGGAGGAUCAUUUCCCCCCUAAUCUGUGUGUGAAGGUGAACGGCAAGCCUUGUAAUCUCCCGGGAUAUCUUCCUCCAACCAAAAAUGGAGUUGAACCAAAAAGGCCCAGUCGUCCCAUCAACAUAACCUCUCUUGUCCGACUGUCCACCACAGUCCCCAACACAAUUGUGGUGUCGUGGACUUCAGAAAUUGGGAGGAGUUUUUCCAUGGCUGUUUAUCUGGUAAGACAGCAGUCGUCUGCAGUGUUGUUGCAAAGACUACGGGCCAAAGGAAUUAGGAACCCCGACCACUCAAGAGCUCUGAUCAAAGAGAAAUUAACAGCUGAUCCAGAGAGUGAGAUCGCCACCACCAGUCUACGAGUCUCUCUCCUGUGUCCUCUGGGGAAGAUGAGGCUGACAAUUCCUUGCAGAGCGAUAACAUGUUCUCACCUUCAGUGCUUCGAUGCAACACUUUACAUCCAAAUGAAUGAGAAGAAGCCGACCUGGGUGUGUCCAGUCUGUGACAAGAAGGCACCAUAUGAGCACCUCAUUAUUGACGGGUUGUUCAUGGAAAUCUUGAAUAGCUGUUCUGACUGUGAUGAAAUCCAGUUCAAAGAAGAUGGAAACUGGGCCCCCAUGAGGUCGAAGAAAGAGGUGCAGGAGGUGUCUGCUUCGUACAAUGGUGUAGACAGCGAUUCGUCUCGAACAGAAACGCAUGAGCAUAAACGGGGAUCAUCCAAUGACAACAGCAAGAAGGUUGAUGUGAUUGACCUGACACUGGAUAGCUCCUCUGAGGAUGAGCUAGAUGAUGAGCCGCCUCCUAAAAGGGCCUGUCCCUCGGUGUCACCCGUCUCUCCACCUCCAAACAAGGGAGUACUGAACCUACACAGCCAGGCCUCACCUGUAAGCAGAGCUCCCAGCAUGCCCCCUGUGGAGACCAGCUACAUUCCUCCCCCUCCACCUCUUAUCCAGGACUAUCGCCACUAUUAUCACACAACUAGUGACCUGCCAGAUCUGAAUUUCUUCUCCUUCCUCCAAGGCGACAAUCAGCAUUACAACAUGGUGAUGGCUGCCGCAGCAGCUGCGUCGGCAUCAGCCUCAGAGGACCAUGACUUGCUCCUCAACCGUUUCCUGCCCUACGGCUCCUCUCAGAUGUUACGUGAGCAGCCGGGCACCCCAGGGAGCAGCACGCUGGCAGCCACCAAUGGAGGCAGCAACAGUGGCAGCACCAGUAGUUUGGUGUCUUCCAGCAGUCUGCGGGACCGCGACAAAGACAGAGAGCGAGACAGAGACAGGGACAGCCAUACCAUCUCAGGAUUGUCAAGGUCCUCGGUGGAAGCUGCAGCGGCGGCAGCCAUUUAUGGCUCCAUAUCUGACGUUAUCUCUCUUGACUAG
Molecule: messenger RNA, 2033 nt
Organism: Sander lucioperca (pikeperch)
Lineage: Eukaryota; Metazoa; Chordata; Actinopteri; Perciformes; Percidae
Gene: pias1b
Product: protein inhibitor of activated STAT, 1b
Exons: 14
Coding region: 42-2033 (663 amino acids)
Biological process (GO): regulation of transcription by RNA polymerase II; protein sumoylation
Molecular function (GO): SUMO ligase activity; zinc ion binding; transcription coregulator activity
Source: RefSeq, a predicted model, not a curated record